CCAUCCCCAGCCCCAGCCCCAUCCCCCCGUCCCGUCCCGUCCUGGGCUAGGGGCAACAGUUGCCCCGAAUGGCCAGGGGGCACCCCGCAGUCAAAGUUAAUGUCUCGAGAGAUUCUGCUGCUGCUGCCGGGACGCAAAAUGAAUUUGCUGCUGGGCGUCGUAGUAACAUCUGUUCGGAUGUUAUGGAUGCAUGGGCGAGAGAGAGAGAGAGAGAUUGAGAGAGCGAGUGGGGCCGUCUUGUCGAUGGAUGGAUGGAUGGAGUGCUUGAUCGAUGGAGCGAUUGAUUCGUUGGUUUGUUGGUCGCCUGAUCCAAUGGAAUGGUGCUGGGCAGAGAGGAUUGCUGGAGUGCAUUUGGACUAGUAGUAGGGGGGAGGGGGAAUCCGCAGGAGAAUCCUCCUGGAGGCCUGAAGGCCUGAAGCCCGGAGCGUCUUUGGGGCUGGAAGGCAUAAUAGACGACGACGACGACGCACAGGGAUGGACAGGGAAGCACCUGUUGGGCUUCGGUUGGUGGUAAUAGGAAGCCACCGGUUGGGGAGACAGCAUCAAACCAUGUCUUGAGGGGGCAAAGGGUCUUCUUAACACACAACAACAACAACAACAAACUUAACAUCGCGUGAUUAGCCCAGCCCCCAGCCCCCAGCCAGCCCCCAGCCAGGCCCGCCCCGCCCCGCCCCGCCCAGGCACCAGGAAAUGGAACAUGUGGGUGUCUUGUCUUGAAUCUGGCGGGCAACUUCCGGGCAAUGGUGGCAGCAAGAAGCUCCACUCAUUAGGCAUUAUUACGCGCUCCGUGCGUACAAGCACCCGAAGGACGAGUUGGGCUUCGGAGGAUUAAGAGCCAGAGCGAACCUAAUGGACUGAGUCACUCCGCACGCUAAUAAAGUCGCCGGUACCCAAAUCUGCCAUGCUCAUAAGUGGAUCUUUGGCUGGUUCGCUGGCUCGCUAGCUCCUCGCUGUCCGUCUGCUGAGCUCUAGGGAGGUGGUACUCCAUCCUCCAUUACAGCCGUGUACCGGGGCCUGCCCCAGAGCGGCAGAGAAAGAUCGGGAGCGAGCGAGCGAGCGAGCGAGGGAAGGUUGGGGUUAGGAAGAGCACGCACGAGACGAACAUUUGACGUUUCGGAAUCCAAAGAUAAAUCGAGUGCAGUACAGUGGUACUGGAUUGGAGCAAGCGGAGCGUCCCAACCCUAUAAUGGUGAGUUGUGUAGAUGGGGCUCGUCGUCAUAACAUGAGUGAGUGGCGUGCAUGAUCAACGUGAUUACUUUACAAUUUGUGGUAACCCGGACGCUGCAAGAGCAAGACGAGGAGGACGGGGGCGAGUGCGGUAUCAUGUCGCUCUUGGAGGGUGUCGCAGGUAAUGGUAAAGGCGGCCGGGCCAAUCUGCAAGGCUGUGGAAAGUAGUGACAUAGGCCCUGACCCAAGCAUAUUUCGUUAGCGACACUUCUAAAUGCUGCUAGCUGUCGAUUCGGAUCAUGCGGUGCCCAGAUACUCCUCCAAUUCCAGGCCCUCGUCGCUACGGCGACCCAUCGCAGCGACGCACAUGCUCGCCACAGGAUGCGCGACGAUGCAUCCGUACCAGGCGUAUAUCUAUAUGCAUAAAUAAUUCCGCCAUUGACACCGAACUCGCCCCCAUAUGCCUCGCCAUCCGCCACCAUGCAGAUUGGCGAGAUUAAAAUACAAAUCCAGGACCAUGCAGAUUGGUUGGUAGUGCCUCGCCGGCUCUGAGGCGCGGGUUUAAUACUGCAAGACCAUGUUCGAGGUGCGCAUCCUCUCGCGCUCGAGAUAAGAUCAUGUGGUCGGAAGGAGAAAGGAAUGUGUGAGGCUUCCAGGGCCUCGAGCGCGAGCCAGAUUACUUUCAAUUGCAAAAAAUCGAUUCUUAAUUCGAAACUACAUAUUCCCAAGUUUUGUCUCGUCAUAGCGCCUCAUAGAUGUAUAGCAUAGAUCCUUGCUGGCCGUGCUCAUCUACCGUAGUCUCUGCCUCUGCGGCCAUGUACGCACGAGAGGCGAAGACUCGCAACUUUUGGAUCGGGGCUGGGUUGGGUUUUGUCACGAGUCAACCUAUGGACGACUUUCGGCGUCCCAAAGGGGACUGCCCGCCACUUUCUAUGGC
Messenger RNA from Marchantia polymorpha subsp. ruderalis, 2104 nucleotides. The record is from the annotation of a GenBank genome assembly. Lineage: Eukaryota; Viridiplantae; Streptophyta; Marchantiopsida; Marchantiales; Marchantiaceae.